CAUAGAGUUGCCGUUCUUGUCUAGACAGGUGGCACACCUGUGACGUCAUGAAUAUUUGCUGCAACGGCGUGACGGAAUAACCAUGGUUGACACAAAACUGUAUGAUGUUCUUGGUGUUAAAAAACAUGCCUCUGACGGUGAAAUCAAGAAGGCAUAUUACAAGUUAGCAAAAGAAUUCCACCCAGAUAAAAAUCCUGAAUCAGAGGAGAAGUUUAAAGAAAUAAGUUUUGCAUAUGAAGUGUUGUCUAACGCAGAAAAGAGAGAGACAUAUGACAGAUAUGGUCUUCAAGGUCUCAAAGAAGGAGCUGGUGGAGGAGGUUUCGGCGGGGCUGACCUAUUUGGGGAUUUGUUUGGAGGUAUUUUUGGGGGAAUGGGUGGCAGUCCAUUUGGAUUUGGAGGUAUGGGAGGAAUGGGUGGUGGAAGGCGAGGUCGAAGACGAGGCGAGGAUACAUACCACCCUCUGAGGGUAUCUUUAGAAGACCUAUACAAUGGAAAAACCUCCAAACUUCAGCUCAGCAAAACUAUUAUUUGCAAAAAAUGCAAUGGCUUGGGUGGUAAAGCUGGAGCAACCGUUCGGUGUCGUGUGUGUAACGGUCGAGGAGUGAAGGUAACACUUAGACAGCUGGGACCUGGGAUGGUCCAGCAGAUGCAGUCUGUUUGUCCAGAAUGUCACGGAGAAGGUGAAGCUAUCAACGAGAAAGAUAAAUGUAAGGAAUGUAAAGGGAAGAAAGUAAAUAGUGAGUCUAAAAUACUUGAAGUACAUGUUGAUAAAGGAAUGAAAGAUGGUCAGAAAAUACCAUUUAGAGGAGAGGGUGAUCAGUUGCCGGAUUUAGAACCAGGAGAUGUAAUCAUAGUUUUACAACAGAAAGAACAUGAAGUGUUUUCUAGAGACAAUGAUAAUCUAUUUAUACCACACAAACUCAGUCUUACAGAAGCAUUAUGUGGAUUUGAGUUUACUGUAAAGCAUCUUGAUGGCAGAGAAUUGAUUAUCAAACAUCCACCAGGAACUGUGAUAGAACCAGGAAAGGUAAAAGUUGUGAAAGGAGAAGGAUUUCCACACUACAGAAAUCCAUUUGAGAAAGGAGAUUUGUUAGUGAAAUUUGAUGUGAUAUUUCCCCCACAGAACUUUGCUACAACACAACAAUUAAAGAAAUUGGAGAAGAUAUUGCCAGCAAGACCAAAGUUUGAAAUGCCAGAAGGUGAACAUGUUGAAGAAGUAAACCUUAUGGAAUAUGACGACACUCGGUCCAGUGGUGGCGGUCGCCGGGAGGCAUACCACGAUGAUGAUGAUGAGGAUGAUGAUGGAAUGCCUGGUGGUCAAAGAGUACAGUGCGCGCAUCAAUGAUCAAACUUUAAUUUUAGUGAUUUUAAUGUAGAAAAAUACGUACCCUAUGAGAUCUGUUGUAAUUUGUCACAAAGAGGCUGGCUGGAGUCACCAGCAUCAGAUCUCGGCUUCUUUUAUACCACCUCCGCUGACAAGCUAUAUGACCCUUUGAGGCUGGAAUUGUUACAUGGUGGAAGCAUGUUUAAACAGAGACAGAUAUGACAGAAAAGUACAAUUAUUUGGCUGUUAAAGUACCACAAGGAAGAAAAACAUUCGUAGCUGGCCUAGUGUAUGAAAUAUAUAUAUUAUUUAUAUUGUUUAAGAAAUAUUCCCUACUGAAAUAUGAUUCUAUAUACAAAAGACAAGGUGCAAAGAGCUUGUUAUUCUGCCAGGAACGACUAUUAUACCUGUAUGGGCUAUGGAUGGGCAAGAUGUGUUUUUCCCUCGAAACAUGUUGGAUCACAGUUAUCACUGAUGUACUUCCAAAUUUUUUAAAGAGAGGUACAGAUUUAACAACUUAGAAAUUAAGUUGAAAAUGCUAAACUGAAAAGAUAAUGUUUGAAACAAUGGAAAUACAGUUGAAAUACAUGUACAAUGUAUAUUGAUUAGUGAAUUUUUCAAAAAUUAUAUAAAUGAUACCAGUUAACUCUUAUUUUGGGAUGUAAUCUCUUAAGAUUUUACACAGAUUCGUGAGAAAAAGAACUUUACAAUUGAGAUUUUACUGUUUCCCUGAACAAAUGAUGCUUGUUCAUUGAUUUCAGUUUAACUGUCAAGCAUUCUGGCAUAUAUUAUGCCCCUGUAAUAUGCAUAUGGCAUUAAAAAUAUCAUUUUCGUUUGUGUUUUGAUAUUCUUAAAGCUUUCAUGAAUAUUUUCUGUUUGUGAAGAAGGCUUUAUUUUGUCCAGUUAUUUUUCCUGUGUGCUACAAGCUGUGUAAAUUGAGCAGGAUUCUCAUUCUUUCAUCUUUGAGACCAUAAACAUUCAAAACUCUGGCUUCAAUUUUAAAUGCAUGUGAAGGGAGUAAGAAGCAUGUAUGAAUUUUAUUGUAAUAAUUAUUAAUUUUAAGGGAUAUUUUGGUGGUUUAGCAAAGUCUUAGCUAGGUGAAAUUUUCAUUUAGUAUAUUUUAUAAGAUGAAUUUUGACCUAUUGAUAUCUGCUGUAGUUGGGUUCUGUGUUUUUAUUUUAAUAUUUUCAACAGAAACAAUUAUUGAAAAGUAAUGGAGACAUAUUAUUUUCUGUAUAUUUUAAUGACAGCAGAAAGAUCUGUUACAGGUUUAUAUUAUAUUCAUACAAAAAAGAACAAACUGAGCCAGUGUUAAUUAUUUGUUUCUGAGAUCUCUUCGUGUCAUUGUAAAACUUUCAUUUGAAGCCUUGUAAAUAGGAAAGUGUAUAAAGUUUGCAUUUACCCGUCUUGUCAGUAAAAACCCCGGUAGGUUGUGUUUGAUACUGUUUCGACUCCUUUCUCAUUUAAUCCAUCAGUUCCCUCUUGUUUACAUUCAGUUGUUACAAAAUUUUUCAAUAUUUUUUAGUGAUUCCUUAAAAUUGUGACUUGUUACUUGCUACUUGCUGUCUGAAGCUGAUAUAUUUCAUAUAUACUCACCUGCUUAUCUUAGUAAACCUAGAGCAGUUUAAGUUUUUCACAGUGUACAUUUACCAAUAUUUCGAAGAAUUCUGCUUAUAAAAGUUAUAGCCUCACUGGAUAUUAUAACAAAUAUCUCAGAGCAACUUCUACUGCCAUGUGCCUUAUGGGAAACACUUGCAUUGUACCGAUCAAGUUUGAGUUAACACGUUCGUAUCAAGCUCGGUUACCAUUCUGUAUUAGUAAAACUGUCAAUUUGGGGUACAGUAGUAUACUGUAACACACUUGAUCAUUCGACAUCACAAGAGGAUAAGCAGAGGUCUCUAGUCAUCCAGGGUUUUGAGCCAGCCAAACAUAGAAAAUAUUUAAAAAUGGCCAUGGACCCCAUGAAUUACUUAGUCAGCCCUGAUGCUAGAGCCAUUGUUCUAGAACUGGAGUUUCUGUGUAUUUAAAAAGAAGGUACAUGUAGUGUUGCCUUACUGAUAAGAAUUAAAUCAUCUAUGAUUUUGUGAUAGAAGUGGGAUUUUAACUCCUUCAGUAAAGUUUUAACUUUCCAGGUAAGGUUGAAACAAAAAUUCAUUAUAGCUUUAUGUAAGGGAACUUACUUCAAACACAGUAAUCUGUGUUGAGUUUUCUAUGAAGGUACCUGCACAGUAUUAUAGUAAAAUACCAGCAAGUUCAUUAUUGUUUGUGCUAGUAGUCUUCCGAUUAACCAUCUAAGUUUAUUUUUGUUUUUAAUGAAAAUAAAGUGGUAUUGUAAAGAAAAUUUACUGGAGUGCAAUUGAAGUACAACAAAGAAAAACUAAAAUAUUUUCAGAAUCUUCAUUUUUUACUGCAAUGAAAUAAUUUAGACUUCUUCAGUUUAUUUGUCAGUUUUUCAUCAUAAGUUCAUUAUAAGAGUUGCUGAAUACCUUCUCACAAUGUUUUCUAGGAACAGUAUUAAUUUUAGUAAAUCCUGGCUGCAUACUGAAAUUGUAUUGGUUAAAUCUCCUGAAAUUCAUCUAUUGUCCUAAAUGAUAAAAAAUUAGGCUUGGAACUUCAUUUGUCAGUAGAUUCAAAAAGUUUUAAGAAAUUUUCACCAUUUGACUUAUAAUUAAUACUGUGAGGUCUUUCAUAUUUUUUGUCUUAAACUUGCAUCUUUGUUUUAUCUCGUAUCCAAAAUGAUAACACUAAAUAGAUUUACAUUGUAUUUAUUGUAAACAAAAAAUAAAUCUUGUCAACAUUUUU
Messenger RNA from Mercenaria mercenaria, 4126 nucleotides. Its product is annotated as dnaJ homolog subfamily A member 2-like. Gene Ontology annotation, molecular function: ATP binding; Hsp70 protein binding. The coding region runs from base 83 to 1345 and encodes 420 amino acids. The record is from RefSeq and is a predicted model, not a curated record. Gene Ontology annotation, cellular component: cytosol; cytoplasm. The transcript is spliced from 10 exons. Lineage: Eukaryota; Metazoa; Mollusca; Bivalvia; Venerida; Veneridae. Gene Ontology annotation, biological process: response to heat; protein refolding.